Molecule: messenger RNA, 1374 nt
Organism: Arabidopsis lyrata subsp. lyrata
Lineage: Eukaryota; Viridiplantae; Streptophyta; Magnoliopsida; Brassicales; Brassicaceae
Exons: 6
Coding region: 579-1256 (225 amino acids)
Source: RefSeq, a predicted model, not a curated record
GACUGUUUACAAAGGAAGCCAAGAUGCUGGUGGGUGUCUUGUUGUUUGUUUGUUGAGGUUUGUGAAGAUCAAAUCCUUCAAAGGUGUAAAGACUUUGUCUAACUCAUUUGAUGCUUCACAAGUUUUUGUGAAUCCAGCAAUCCCUGAAAUUGCUGUGUUUGUUCAAAGUCUCCCAAGUGAUGGUGCAAUGUGUAUCUUCCGUGAGAGAGUCCCAAAGUUUGAGAUUGUUGUUGCUAAUCAGGAUGAUACUUCUUUAGAUCAUCCCAGGAAAACCAUUGUGGAUCUCCUCAACUCUGUCGAGGUAAUUAGUUAUGUUUACUAUCAUUAGAAAACGUUUUAGUGUCUAUUAAAUAUCCCUAUUAAUAUCUAAAUUUUUGCUCGAUUGGCAAGGCAAGGUUGAUGUGUACUAUCUAUGCAAUUGAUACCGACUGGGUUGGUAUUACAUUAGCUAUCGUGCUUGCAAUAAGAAAGUCACACAUAUCCACCAUGGAGUGAAUGAUGUGAAUAACAAAGGGAAAAAGCCAAGGUUCUGGUGUGACACUUGCAAAUCUGUUGUCACUAAUGUCGUGGCUAGGUUUAUGCUCUAUGCUAAGGUGAUGGACAACACUGGUGAAGCUAAAUUGUUACUGUUUGAUUCAGUUUGCUCUGAAAUCAUUGGAGAGUCUGCUACAUCUGUGCUUAAUGGUUCCGUUGAUGAGAUUGAUGAUCCAGAAAACAUACCAGAUGCAGUUAGGAAUCUAUUUGGAAGGACAUUUCUUAGCCUGGUGUCUGUUGAGAAAGAGAAUAUUUGGGAUGGGAAGGAGAUAUACAAGGUAUCUAAAGUGUUGCAGAAAGAUGGCCUUCUGCUUGAGGAACAAUUGCUGGAGGAUUCUCAGGAAUUGGUCAAUCAUGCAUCUAUUGUGUCUGGUGAUCAGGUGCCACUAAUGCUGGAGAUGAGUCAAGAGACUUCUGACUCUGUCACUCCAUCAUCUAAACGUGUUUAUGCUGACAAUCCCGGUUCUUCUGAUCAUUCUUCUUCUUCUAAGAAGUUGUGCAUUGAACCUAUUGACUUUGGUGAUCAAGAUUCUAUUACUAAGGAUCAAGAGGCAAAUGUGAAGGACAUAGCUCCCAAGGUUGUUGUGGUGAUUAAUGAUGAUGCUUACAAAUCUGAGCCUAAGACUAAUAAUGUUGUAUCCAAUGGUGGAGUGGGUACACAUGAGGUGAAGGAGGGGAAAUGUGUUAAAGGUGGUGUGAAGGUCAAGGUUGAAAAGAAGUGAAGAAUGGUUGCUAUGAUUUGAUUUAUUUCAUGCUUUGUUUUUUUAUUGCUUUCAGAUUUCUAAGACUUUGCUUUCUAUUAUUGCUUGCUAUUCUGUUUUCUAAUUCCUUUCUAUUGUU